UAGGAAGUUACGUUAGUUGAUUUAAACAGCGAUAGACUUGUUUACAAUGAUAGACAAAAUAAAGUAUCCUACAGUAUGGUAGACCUCUGUGUGGAGGCGGUUGAUUCAAAGGAAGCCGUUUUUAAAGCCUUUUGAGAUGCAGUGGUGGGAGGCAAAUUUGUUUUUCAUGACUUCUGGACAGUUGCUGCCACUGUGAUUUACUUUAAAGUCUGUAAUGUGGCACAGGCAUGGCAGAGCCACAGAGAAAAGGAGAGCUGCUGCCCGAAGAUGUUGGUACAGACGACUGCCUGACUUCGUACACAUACAUCUACAGUCCAGAUUUACUAAAAGAUCAGGUUGCUUUUAUCACAGGGGGUGGAUCUGGAAUUGGACUUAGGAUAGCAGAAAUCUUCAUGAGGCAUGGCUGUGACACAGUGAUUGCAAGCAGGAACUUGGACAAGCUCAAAGAGGCGGCUAAAAAGCUGUGUGCUGUGUCGGGACGCCGCUGUCUCCCUUUGUGUAUAGACGUGAGGCAGCCUGAGAGCAUCACAGCUGCUGUGGAUGAGACACUGAAAGAGUUGGGCCGCAUAGACAUCCUCAUAAACAACGCUGCUGGAAACUUCCUCUGCCCGGCUGCCUCUCUCACCUUCAAUGCCUUCAAGACAGUGAUGGAGAUAGACACUAUGGGUACAUUCAACACCAGCAAGGUGGUUUAUGAGAAGUGGUUUCAGAAUCACGGUGGCAACAUAGUCAACAUCUCUGCAACGCUCGGCUACAAGGGACAGGGCCUCCAGGUGCAUGCUGGCUCUGCUAAGGCUGCAAAUGAUGCCAUGACCAAGCACCUGGCUGUGGAGUGGGGGCCCAGUGGAGUGAGAGUCAAUACAGUGGCUCCAGGUCCUGUCUCUGGCACAGAGGGCUUCCGCAGACUAAGUGGUCCCGCAGGGGAGGCUGCUGGUGUGUUCCAGUCCAUUCCUUUGCAGCGAGUAGGCAACAAGACAGAGAUGGCCCACUGCACUCUCUUCUUGGCCAGCCAGGCCUCCUCCUAUGUGACUGGUGCCAUCCUGGUAGCGGAUGGUGGGGCGUGGCUGACCUCAGCCAACAACGUCUCCGUGCUGUUGGGUUAUUGGUCAUCUGAAAAGAAAAGAGAAAAGUAAAUGCUAUUCCAGGAACAAAAGAGUCAGUGUAUUUAUAACUUCUUUCAGCCAAUGUUGCCUUAAGAUUGUGUUGUUAAUUGAAAAAAACACUAACAUAACCUGUAUUGCAUAUGUUUGCAAUCUUAAUAAUGGAUCAAAUUCAUGGAUUUAUCACCCUUUACAGUGCUGUGUAUUGUCAUUAUACAUUUCAUGUAUAGUUAUGUUUAUCACGUGCCAUUUUAUGUGAUUUUUCAUUCCCUUUCAUUUAUUGGUGAACAUUUUUAUAAUUACUGUUAAUUGUGAUUACUGUUUGCAAGAAUUUUGUUUCUUGUGCUAGCGUACAAAAAACUUUAUUGGAGGUUGGUUUGUACCCAUAGGAAGGAACAGAUGCAAAUCAGGUAGAUUCAAUUAGUGGUUCCUUACCUAGGGGUCGGGGCCCCACAUCUGAGGGGUCACAAGUUGAUUAAAGAAAAAAAUAAAAAUAAAAUUAAACAUAUUACUGUUACACAAAA
Micropterus dolomieu (smallmouth bass) is the source of this 1624-nucleotide messenger RNA. It is a transcript of the gene decr2, whose product is annotated as 2,4-dienoyl CoA reductase 2, peroxisomal. Bases 228 to 1133 code for a protein of 301 amino acids. The transcript is spliced from 10 exons. Gene Ontology annotation, biological process: fatty acid catabolic process. The record is from RefSeq and is a predicted model, not a curated record. NCBI's taxonomy places the organism in Eukaryota, Metazoa, Chordata, Actinopteri, Centrarchiformes, Centrarchidae. Gene Ontology annotation, molecular function: 2,4-dienoyl-CoA reductase (NADPH) activity.